CCCGGGAGUCCUCGGUCGGGCGCUGGCCAGGGAUGUUUUGCUGCCCGUGGAAAGCCCCUGCCGGGUUUUUGUAGAGCCGCUGGAAACUGGGCUAAGGAGUGAAAGGGAGUCGGAGCUGGAUUCCUUCAGAGAGAGGGGAAGUUGACGCACCAGCCUAAGAAUAGCUCAGGGAGGGGAAGUAUGGACAAUGUUGUCACCAAAGCUGCUGAUGAAACCGCGGCCAGAAGUGGAGGAGUCUUUGGGCCUUCCCACGAUCGGGGCCUUUGACUCGUAAAAGGCUCCUCCGAGAAGCUUCGCAGACCAGAAGAGGGGAAGAAGGAGCAGCCGGCUGUCGGAGGGAGCAGACCGCGUCCUGGAGCGUGGGGAAUUGGGGGGGCGAGAGGAAGUCGCUGUAUGUGGAGUUUUCGGACAAAAUGCUUUCUCUGAAGAAAUACUUCACCGAAGGCCUCAUCCAGUUCACCAUCCUGCUCAGCUUGAUCGGCGUUCGCGUGGACGUGGACACCUACCUGAACUCGCAGCUCCCCCCUCUCCGGGAGAUCAUUCUUGGCCAGAGCUCCGCUUACACCCAGACCCAGUUUCACAACCUGCGGAACACCUUGGAUGGAUAUGGCAUCCACCCAAAAAGCGUAGACCUGGACUAUUACUUCACCGCUCGCAGGCUGCUCAACCAGGUGAGGGCCCUGGACAGGUUUCAGGUGCCCACCACCGAAGUCAACGCCUGGUUGGUGCACAGAGACCCCGAAGGCUCCGUGUCCGGUAGCCAGCCCAGCGCCGGCAUCGCCCUAGAGAACGGCAGCGGCCUGCAGGAUGGGAGCGGUCCCGACAACGGGGUGAGGGAGAGCGGAGCGGAGCAGGGCUUUGGGGAAGAACUGGAAGAUUUGGGAGCGGUGGCUGCCCCGGUGAACGGAGACCUGACCAAAGAGUCCAGCCACCGUCAGAAAGAGAGCGAAGUGGACAAAGAGCUGAGCGAUGGGAGGGAGCGCGGGGACAGCUGGAGGAGCGGAGGGAAUGAGAUCUUGGAUAGAAACCUGCUAGUUGAUGGAGAGACCGGGGAGAGUUUCCCUGCGCAGGUGCCCGGUGCGGAGGAUCAGACAGCCCUGUCCCUGGAGGAGUGCCUUAGGCUGCUGGAGGCCACCUUCCCUUUCGGGGAGAAUUCGGAGUUUCCAGCUGCGGAUGUCUCCACCCUGAGCGAAGCCGUGCCCGGCGAGAGCAGGUCCGCGGGCAUCCAGACCAGCCUGCUGUCUCCUCUCCUCACAGAGACCGAGUCGCCCUUCGAUCUGGAGCAGCAGUGGCAGGACCUCAUGUCUAUCAUGGAAAUGCAGGCUAUGGAAGUGAACAACACAACCGCAGAAACCCUGUACAACGGCACGAGCGGAGACCUGCUGACUUCUAACUACAGCCUCGCUCCGAACACUCCCAUCAAUCAGAAUGUCAGCCUGCAUCAGGCCUCUCUGGGUAGCUGCUCCCAGGACUUCUCCCUCUUCAGCUCAGAAAUCGAAAGCCCCUCCAUGGCUGGCAGCUCGGCCCUGCUCCAGCUGGCGCCGGACAACUCCACCGGCCUCAACACCACCUUCGGCUCCACCAACUUGAGCGGCAUCUUCUUCCCUCCGCAGCUGAACAGCACAGUCAACGAGACGGCUGGCCCCGAGCUGCCAGACCCGCUGGGUGGUCUUCUAGACGAAGCCAUGCUUGACGAGAUCAGCUUGAUGGACUUGGCGAUUGAAGAAGGUUUCAACCCGGUGCAGGCCUCGCAGCUGGAAGAGGAGUUUGAUUCCGACUCGGGUCUUUCUCUGGAUUCCGGCCACAGUCCUGCUUCUCUGAGCAGCUCAGAAGCCUCCUCCUCCUCCUCCUCCUCUUCCUCCUCGUCCUCUUCCUCGUCCUCUUCCUCCUCCUCGUUUUCUGAGGAAGGAGCUGUCGGCUACAGCUCAGACUCUGAAAACGUGGACUUCGAAGAAGCGGAAGGGGCGGUUGGAUGCCAGCCAGAGUACAGCAAGUUCUGCCGCAUGAGCUACCAGGACCCGUCGCAGCUCCAUUACUUGCCUUACCUGGAGCACGUUGGCCACAACCACACCUACAACAUGGCGCCGGGGGCCCUGGAUCCCGAGGAGCCCAAACUGCCCAGCGCGGGGAAGAAGAGCAGCAAGGAGAAGCCGUCCGAGUUCCUGGAUAAGCAGAUGAGCAGGGACGAGCAUCGAGCCAGAGCCAUGAAGAUCCCCUUCACCAACGACAAGAUCAUCAACCUGCCCGUGGAGGAGUUCAACGAGCUCCUCUCCAAGUACCAGCUCAGCGAGGCGCAGCUGAGCCUGAUCCGCGACAUCAGGAGGCGAGGCAAGAACAAGAUGGCUGCCCAGAACUGCCGCAAGAGGAAACUGGACACCAUCCUGAACUUGGAACGGGACGUCGAGGACUUGCAACGGGACAAGUCCAAACUGCUCAGGGAGAAGGUGGAAUUCCUCAAAUCCAUCCGCCAGAUGAAGCAAAAGGUGCAGAACCUCUACCAGGAAGUGUUCGGCCGCCUGCGGGACGAGAACGGCCAGCCCUACUCCCCCAGCCAGUACGCCCUGCAGUACGCCAGCGACGGCAGCGUCAUUUUGAUACCUCGCGCCGUGGCCGACCAGCAGGCCCGGCGGCAGGAGCGGAAACAGAAGGACCGCAGGAAGUGAAGGGAUGGCGACGCGGGAGGAGUGGGACACUCGCUCAAGUGAGAACUGGAGAAGGGCUGAGCCUGGAAGUACUUAGAGGAACUUUCAUGCCUUCUUAUCCGAUAUAUCUUCUCAAAAAAAAAAAAAAAACAAACAAAAACGUGACUGCUGCCGGUCAGUGUACGGGAGAGACUGCGGGACCUGCGGGCUGAGCUUUGAGGGCUCCCUGCGGGGAGGGACGGGGAGGAGCGGACCCUGCACUGGCGAGCCCGGCGCCUUCCACAACCUGGAAUCCUUUGAGCGCAGGAAACGAGCUGGCAUCACUGGUGGCGAGACUGGCAGAGGUGGAAAAACUACUGUUAGGAACUGGCUUUAAAUAAGAAAAGAGAUUUGAGCAAAUGAACUUAAAACAAGUUAUAGGAGAGACGUUUUUCUGAACUUCCAAAGUUCUGUGAUUUCAGGUAGUUGGUUUUUUUUUUUCUUUUUUUUUUGUUUUGUUUUUUUUUUUUUCCUUUUCCUGAACCAGUUUUGACAUCGGUGUGUGUGAUUCAAUCUGACUUAAUUCCAGAUUAACCAACAUCCCUUCCUAGAUCAGACCAGUGCACACAUGGAAACACAAGUUGGUGUGACUUCCAUUAACCCUUUCCAGUCUGAGGAAGCUCGGAGGGGGCUCGCGGGAGAACU
Messenger RNA from Aptenodytes forsteri (emperor penguin), 3326 nucleotides. RefSeq names its product nuclear factor, erythroid 2 like 1 (gene NFE2L1). Lineage: Eukaryota; Metazoa; Chordata; Aves; Sphenisciformes; Spheniscidae. The record is from RefSeq and is a predicted model, not a curated record. Bases 414 to 2663 code for a protein of 749 amino acids. Gene Ontology annotation, molecular function: DNA-binding transcription factor activity, RNA polymerase II-specific; RNA polymerase II cis-regulatory region sequence-specific DNA binding. Gene Ontology annotation, biological process: regulation of transcription by RNA polymerase II. Gene Ontology annotation, cellular component: nucleus. The transcript has 7 exons.